GUGCAGGGUUGCAGAAGCAGGAGCGCAGAGCGCGAUUGGUCUCUGAAAGCCCAACCCAACAGAGUCAUUGGUGGAAAUCAUCUCCACACUCCCAACCACUAAACACUAAAAUGACUAGGGUAAAAUAAUAUCGCGGCACUCUGCAGUCUGUCCAGCUCCGGCUCCUUCUCGCCCCGUAUCCCCGCGUUUAAGGAUAACUUAUAAAGGAACCCCGACUGGAGCGACGGGAGCUUUAUUCCCUCCGACUCCACAAUCACGGCGCUUUUUUGUGGGAAGAUCCAGCCGGGAUAAGGUUUCAAGAACUUUUACGCACGAACAGGACGGCUCUGUACUCUAAAACUACAGUUUGACUUAAGAUUCGAGUGAGAGAAAAAUUAAGUGUAGAUUUUUCUCUUCUUUUUUUUUUCUUCCUCCGGCGGUUAAAGUGGUUUCAUGUUGACAUCUAAGAGAGCUCAUUUCGCUUUUUAGUCCAGAUAUUUCUUAAAAGUUUAGAAAGAAAAACUGGACUGUCAAACUUUUUGGAUUACCUGUUUACUAUAUUGUCACUCCUCGGUGUUUUCUUUCUUUUAGAGGACUCCGCAACUCUUUUUGACAUUUUGAGAGAAAGCGCAAAUAGUUGGUUGUGCGGAGACGCGGCAUUUCAAGUUGUGCCUUACAUAAGACCGGUACUUCACCGAGUGACUUCGUUUGUGCAUUGUUUUGGGUUUUUUUUCUUCUUUUUUUUGCUGAAGAUAGUGAAAAUAUUCCCCUUUAUGCUUUUCAACUGACACAUCAUGUUCAGAUGAUCUAACGCAGCAGUGUUCAGCGCGCGUCGUUACUCUUUCUCAUCCACGGCGCUCUCGCCUCCAUCAUUUGCGCUCACGGUGGACUCCUGAGACCAGCUCUCCGGAGGAGAGACAGAAAGAAAGAGAGGGGGGAGAAAAAAAGACCAAAAGAGACUCAGAGAGCGACAGAGAGAAGCAGUUUCCCCCCGUGCUCUCCUGCAGCGACCCAGUCAAGUGGCACUGACCCAAGCUGUUGUGAUGCAUAUUCCCGUAGAGCCGCCCACCACCAGACGGUUCACGCCGCCCUCCACGUCUUUCCCCUGCAACAAGAUCGGAGACGGCAACGGGGCCAUGGCCACGCCGGGGCCCCUCAGGGCCAGGCCGGACACCCGGAACGUGGUGGACGUCCUGGCGGACCACGCGGGCGAGCUGGUCCGGACCGACAGCCCCAACUUCCUCUGCUCCGUCCUGCCGUCGCACUGGCGCUGCAACAAGACGCUGCCCGUGGCUUUCAAGGUCGUGGCUCUGGGCGACGUCCCCGACGGGACUCUGGUCACCGUCAUGGCCGGGAACGACGAGAACUACUCGGCCGAGCUCAGGAACGCGUCCGCCGUCAUGAAGAACCAGGUGGCGCGAUUCAACGACCUGCGCUUCGUGGGCAGGAGCGGGCGAGGAAAGAGCUUCACUCUGACCAUCACCGUGUUCACGGGACCCCCGCAAGUGGCCACCUACCACCGCGCCAUUAAAGUCACCGUGGACGGACCUCGGGAACCGCGCAGGCACAGAGUGAAGAUAGAAGACCCUCAGAAGAUGCAGUUCUCCGAAAGGCUGUCAGAAAUCGAGCGCUACCAGCGAAGUAUGCGGAUAGGUCCAGUGAACAAUAAUCAACGCCCCAUUCACCAAACCCACCUCAGCACCACGCAAGGUGAGGACCUCUGGCACACGCAGGCUCGGUCCCAAAUAGCCCUGUGGCAGGAUCAGAUGGACACACCCGCCCUGAAGACCUGCAAAGUGGAGGAGGACCUGAGAACAUGGCAAGGGACUACAGACCUGUUCCCGCAGAGGACCACCUUCCCGUCUCUGUCACCACUGACCGACCCUCGCUUCUCAGACCCCCGCAUGCACUACCCGGGGGCCUUCCCGUACUCGGCCAACACCUCCAGCACCGGAAUCAGCGCCCUCAGCAUGUCGGCCUCCUCUCGAUACCACACCUACCUGCCUCCGCCCUACUCAAACAACCAGUCUCAAAACUUCCAGUCCAACUCCUACCUGUACUACGGCACGGGCUCCGGGUCCUACCCGUUCUCCAUGGUGGCGCCGGGGAAUACCGGGGGCGAGCGCUCCCCCACCCGUCUGUUAUCCUGCUCCGGGGCCACGGGGGCCGGGGGAACCAACAGCCUGAUGAACCCGGGGCUGAACACCCAGAGCGAGGGCGUGGAGGCCGACGGCAGCCACAGCAACUCCCCCACGGCCAUGAGCGCUUCGGGUCGCUUGGAUGAGUCUGUCUGGAGGCCUUACUGACUGACAGACAGCUAGAAAGAAAGAAAAAGAGGAGUCCGAGACAAAAAGGAAGGAAAGGUGAAGAGUAAUGAACAAAAAAAAAAGAAGAAAAAGCUGAACACUGAAAGAAAAAAAUAAGAGAAAUGUUGCAUGUCCGUCUUAUUUCUCUGGCACUCGCUUUAAAGACUUACUGCUUUUAAGAAACCAAAACAAUUCUCUUGUGUAUUUUGUAAUUUUUUUAUUUUUUAUUUCCUUUGAAUGAACUCCUGCACUGCGCUGAAACACGUACUCUAAAAAAGACCUUUGCAAAGCCAUAUUGAGUUCAGGCGACGUUCAGCGGCCGCUCAGCUGCAGACGGAGGCGAGAAGCCAUAGCAGCCUUUCUGAAUCAUCUUUUUUCUCGGCAAAGCCUCAUCACUCAUCAAAUACACAGCAACAGAAGAGAGCGGAGGUACAAUCGAACCCUACGCAGCACGGCGAACUGAAAAACCACAGCAGACAUCCAUCAAACAGACUGUUCAGACUGAUUUGGCUCACUUGGCAGGUGGAGAGGAGGAGACUGGGUGCUCGCUCCGUGACUGACUCCUCGCCAGGCUUGGCUGCACUGCUGUAGCAAUCAGUCCUUUUAAGCUUUCAUUUCUGUAAAAUAUGAACAUUGCAAAAAAAAAAAAGUAUCGUGAGCUGUAAAAAAAAUACAAAAAAACAUUUGCAGUUGCAUCCAGGGCUGUUUCGUGUACUUUUGCAGUACCUUAUUGUCUAAUUUAUUAUCUAAAAAACACCCAUUAGCCUUUGGUGCUUCAGUGUGCAGUUGAUUUCUCUAAACAGUUGCUGCAUUAUUGAGAGAAAAAGCAUUUUAAAUGUCAGGACCCACAUGUUGGAGAAAAUGAAUCCUACUUUGCUGUGUCAUCGGUGUAUAAAGUUUCACGGGGAUAAGGAAUGUAAAAGGCAAACGCAGAGGGAGUUUGUUUUAUUUUCUGCAGGUAUGUUGAAGUCCGGUUCUCGCCUUUACCUUCUUUUUUUCUUCACUUCACAAACAAGCCCUUUUCUAAAGAAGUAGCCCUAUUUUAUUUUCCUUUUUUAACUGGAUGACACAGUUUACUUUUGAUAUUUAUUUGAGCCAGAUUUUGAGGAAAUGUAUGCAUUUACCCCAAAUCCUUAAGCAUUUCUCCUUACUUUUCCUUUUCUAUAUAAAUAUAUAUACGGUAUAUACGCCAUGUUUUGCUGUUAAGUAUAAAUUUGGAAUUUGUGUAAUAUAUUGCAACUAAAUUAUGAAAAACAAAAACCUUUAAUGUUAUUAUUUGCCUGCCAAUGUAGCUUUGAUGCACUAAAACCUUUAUUCCAAAUGAACCAUGCCCAACAGAAUAUGUUCAUAGUACUUCUGCAGCUGAAAUCCUUUAAAACAAUUUCCAAACUGCCUUUGCUGAAAAAAAAGCCAUUUGCUAAUUUUUUGCACUAUUUUCAACUUUCAUCCAUCUUUCCUUGGUUAUUGUUAGUUAUUAAUAUAUCAGAAGGUGUCCAGAACGAAUUAUCAAAUAGCCCUGCACAUAUGUUUUAACACACAUGAAGUAUUCUUACAAUCAGAAAGUAGUCACACACACACACACACACACACAUACACACACACACACACAUAUUCCCGCACCACAGGUGUGUGUGCACAUUCCCCCCAUCCAGGGUCACAUCCCUGCAGUUAUAGAUGUUAUCCACUGGCCCUUGAGGAAGAGGAGUUUGAAAAUGAAGGGACAGAGGGAAGAGGAGGGGUCAGAGAGGUAUCUUCUUACCAACACCGAGGGAAGUUGUUGGAAAAAGAAGAAAAGAACAAGAAAAAGAAAGGAAAAAAGCCUUGCACAGGUCCCUUUGUUCUGUGUGAUCAGUGAGUGCUCCGACGCUCCUGUAGCCUAUCAAUCUGUCUCUCCAGCUUUAAUUUAGCCAUCAUGCCCUGCCAGCAGUUCACACACAUGCACGGACCAUCUCGGCGUGACCUAAGGUAUUUAUAACAAGGUUAUCAGGUGACUGAUAUUUAUCAGGAAAGUCUUUCACAAGAGGGAAGAUGAUUAGAAAUGAUGACUCUGAAAAAUGGUGGUCGCUACAUACGUAGGUGAGGUUUCAUUUCAAGGUGAGCCAAAGAAGCUAGCGUUUGCCGCUCAGGUAAAGAACUAAAUGAUGCAAAGUGUUUCUCAAACCCUCCGCCUUAUUGCUCUUUUAUUCUUCAAAGAACUUCGGUCUGUGCCUCAUUCCUAUUGCCUUCUGGAUUAGAGGAAUAAUAUGUCUAGUUUCCCUGUUCUCUCCUCCAAAGCCUGUACAUGUUUGAAAACCCCACAACUUUAUUACGGGCAACAACAAUCAUGCAGCUAAAGAAAGUAUAUGUGUGCUGAUAUCUGUGCUGUUACUUCCUUAAAAACCAAAGAUGUUCACAAUUGCCUGUAAUAUUGUUUGGAUGUUAAUAAUGAGAUGUUUGGCCAAUCAGUCGCGUCUUGGCUGGUCUUUAAUGUCAUUGUUUGCAAAACUAGAAAGCCAAAAUGUACAAAUGAAUUGAUUUUUUGUUUUUUUCUGUAUUACAUUAAAAAAAGCACAAAUGUUACAUUAAUUUUGUUUCUUUUUAAAAGGAUCCAUUUCUCUUUUUUCAUGUACUUAAAUGGUAAAUCAUUUUGCUGUCUUCAUUUCUUUCGAUGCUCAAAGCAUGUACAUUUGAAACUGAUAUGUUAAUUUAAAACGUUCAUCUAUGUAUGUGAUGAUACCAUUAAUGCUUCCAUAUUGAGUGCUUGUAAAGUUUGCAGAUAAUGUAGUUUUUAAUCAUUUUAAUUAAAAAAAUGUGUCUCA
Messenger RNA from Cololabis saira (Pacific saury), 5083 nucleotides. RefSeq names its product RUNX family transcription factor 3 (gene runx3). Gene Ontology annotation, cellular component: nucleus. The transcript is spliced from 6 exons. The record is from RefSeq and is a predicted model, not a curated record. The coding region runs from base 1023 to 2285 and encodes 420 amino acids. Gene Ontology annotation, biological process: neuron differentiation; regulation of transcription by RNA polymerase II; hemopoiesis. Gene Ontology annotation, molecular function: DNA-binding transcription factor activity, RNA polymerase II-specific; ATP binding; RNA polymerase II cis-regulatory region sequence-specific DNA binding. Lineage: Eukaryota; Metazoa; Chordata; Actinopteri; Beloniformes; Belonidae.